AUGGUUUUAAUUCACAAUUCAAAAGGAGUGGAGAAAGGGAAGGGGAUGAAUAUAGCGACCUUCAUUUCCGGUCAGUAAACCAAGGCAUUGCAUUGUGGAAAUUCGUGCCGCCUGGCUAUUACACAUUGUGUCGCAGUGAUACCUUUUCGCCACUAGAGGCAGACCUUUCCAGUCCUCGACAGCCGCCUUCUAGUACUUCUGGCAAUGUAGGAAUACAUACUUAUAUCUUAGUGUAAGAACGCCAUGUUACACAUUUAGAGUAUGGAAAUGUAACACAAACGACGUACAAUCAUACUAUACACAUAACAUAACAGAGAGAUCAAUUCCACUUGUAUUCCGAACCCCUGAAAGCAACAUUAGAAGUUGCAUGGGCAAGGUAUAACACGAAAUGUCUGUCAAUUAUAAUUAUAUCCCGAGCCUCUAAAAGCAACCUUCAGGGAUAUACAGUAUCAGUACUAUACUGUGAAACGCUGAGAAUUUGCCAAUUCGUACUGUGUUCCGAACCCCUGAAAGCAACAUGUGGAGGCCACGCCUCCACAAAAGCCGGAAGUCCAUUGUUGAUCAAGAAGUAUCUUAUCAACAAGUUGAAGAACUUUAUUGUUUCGAGACCAAAAGGGAUAAAUCACCACAAUGUCGGGGUCAUCCAACAUCGUAGCGAUGAAGAAAAUCGUUCAACAGCUACGCCUUGAGGCGGGAAUAAACCGAGUAAAGGUGUCCCAGGCCGCCGCGGACCUGCAGCAGUUUUGUCUUCAGAACGCCCAGCAGGACCCCCUGCUCACCGGCAUGUCGUCCAGCAACAACCCGUUCAGACCGCAGAAAGUCUGCUCCUUCUUAUAGCAGCGACCCCUCCCUCUCGCUUCACCAAUGUGCUGCCUUGUGGAUGUUUACUGCGGGUUUUGCAUUCUGGACUAAAAUCGCCUAAGGAAUGUUGAUGGAAAAUUGGAAACAAGCAGCUCACUUCAUUAUUAUUAUUUUUUAACCUACUGUAAGGUUGACAAACAUUUCCAGGUGUUACGGUGGCACAUUAAGUGUAAACGUAAAACAUGAUUAAAACCAACUAAAUACCCCGACACACGUGCCUUGGGAAUUGUACAGUUUUUCAUGUCUGACUUCAUGAAUAAAAUGACUUUCACAUUUCA
This is a messenger RNA of Dunckerocampus dactyliophorus (ringed pipefish), 1139 nucleotides long. Its product is annotated as guanine nucleotide-binding protein G(I)/G(S)/G(O) subunit gamma-5. Gene Ontology annotation, biological process: G protein-coupled receptor signaling pathway. Gene Ontology annotation, molecular function: G-protein beta-subunit binding. Lineage: Eukaryota; Metazoa; Chordata; Actinopteri; Syngnathiformes; Syngnathidae. The coding region runs from base 631 to 837 and encodes 68 amino acids. Gene Ontology annotation, cellular component: heterotrimeric G-protein complex. The record is from RefSeq and is a predicted model, not a curated record. The transcript is spliced from 3 exons.